AUGUGUAGAACUGCAGAACCGUACAGUACUCUGAAAGCCUUUGGCCUUGGGAGACGUUGUCGUGCUCUACUGACUUCGCUCAGCGAGUUCUUAAUUACAUCCCAGUCUCCGAAUGGAGCCGGGAACCCUCUGGAGCAGCUCCAGAGUGCGAGAGGCCGGGCGCAAAAGAAGGCUUCAGCACAAUGGCUAGAUAGAUAUGGUAAGGGUUCCAUCGCCCUGGUGCUGAAGGCAGCCUGGCCGCAGAUGGAGUGCGGCGAGGUAUGCCAGGUUGAAAUCCUGAAUGCCGCGACCAUGCUCCCUCCAAUGUUCAGCUGCGCCGCUGCAUGCUGGCUGGUGGGGCCAAAGGCGUGGUGGAGAUCACAUGCAGCAAUUGCUUUGUUGUCUGGCUGGUUCCUCAUGGUUCCGGCGAGCACUGCUAGCCACCUCUACUGCGCUUUCAAUGGCCAGUACCUUCCCAAGCUUGAGCGGCUGGACCAAGCUUGUAUAUCCAUCGCUUCUGUUUUGGCUGCUUGGGCUUUGUCACGGUCGAAUCUGUUCACGGCGUUUGUGGGCAGCAUUUGCAUCAGCCUUGACCUGCUGAUGUUCGCAGGCCCAGAGGAGCUUCAUCACCACGUGGCCUGGAGAACGGAGACCCUUGCAUGCGUCGUGCUCCUCUACCUGAGCCCGAUGGUCUGGAGGCGUAACACAUUCGACUUCAGCAUCAUCCCGAUUUGUUUGUGCUUUCUGUUCGGCUUGGCGAUGGCAGUGUGGGCUCCUCUGGGCCCACGCAGUCAUCCUCUCUUCCACCUGGCGCUUAUCCCUUUCAGCUGCCCGAUCGGACUUGGAGCUUCUGUGUCUUUGGUGUGA
Messenger RNA from Symbiodinium necroappetens, 846 nucleotides. Lineage: Eukaryota; Dinophyceae; Suessiales; Symbiodiniaceae. The record is from the annotation of a GenBank genome assembly.